Molecule: messenger RNA, 891 nt
Organism: Melozone crissalis (California towhee)
Lineage: Eukaryota; Metazoa; Chordata; Aves; Passeriformes; Passerellidae
Gene: TEX30
Product: testis expressed 30
Exons: 5
Coding region: 28-348 (106 amino acids)
Source: RefSeq, a predicted model, not a curated record
CUGUCACUCCGGUGACGUCACGGCGGGAUGAGCGGGCGGGCGGAGGUUAAAGUGAAAAUACCUUUUGGAAACAAAUACCUUGAUGCUAUCUUCUCUGUCCCAGAGAAGAAACCAACAUAUGGAGUGAUUCUUACUCAUGGAGCUGGAGGAGACAUGAAUUUCCCUCACUUGGUGUCCUUGGCAGCCUAUCUUGCAUCCCAUGGAGUUCUGUGCCUGCGGUUUACUUGUAAAGGCCUUAAUGUUGCCUACAGGACUAAGGCUUUCAAAGCAGUUGUGGAAUACUUAAAACUUUGUGAUGAUUAUAAACUUUCUGGUGUUUUCCUUGCAGGCCGUUCCAUGGGCUCAUGAGCUGCUGCCUCUGUGAUACGUCAGCUGAGCCAGGGUGAUGAUGAUGAUGAUGAUGAUGGCUUCAUUCAAGGUCUCGUGUGUUUAUCUUACCCAUUGCAUCGACCAAAACUGCAGUCCAAGCUCCGGGAUGAGGAUUUGUUACUGAUCACACGUCCAGUGCUGUUUGUUUCGGGAUCAGCAGAUGAGAUGUGUGAAAAACAAUUGCUAGAAGGUGUGGUGAGCAAAAUGAAAGCCCCUAAAAAAAUCCAUUGGAUUGAUAAAGCAAACCAUGGGAUGGCAGUCAAAGGACGAACAGCAGAUGAUGUCAUGGAAGAAGUAAAUGCACAGGUUUUUUCUUGGCUUAGAGAGAAUGUUCAACUGCAGCAAAAAUAAUUUGCAGUGUUCAAGCAGUAUCUUCAUUUAGUUUUUCCUAAAUGUGGCAAAUAAGGGGUUUGUUAUUUUUCAGAGGCAUAUUUUUUUAAAAACUGGUGUUUUCAGAGGUCUAAGUGCAAAUGCAAAUAAAGCUUUCUAUGAAUGAAAAGAAAAUGCAAACUAAUAAAGAAC